This is a messenger RNA of Aspergillus novofumigatus IBT 16806, 1017 nucleotides long. Its product is annotated as NAC-domain-containing protein. NCBI's taxonomy places the organism in Eukaryota, Fungi, Ascomycota, Eurotiomycetes, Eurotiales, Aspergillaceae. Gene Ontology annotation, biological process: translation; protein targeting to membrane. Bases 1 to 1017 code for a protein of 338 amino acids. Gene Ontology annotation, molecular function: structural constituent of ribosome. The record is from RefSeq and is a predicted model, not a curated record. The transcript has 7 exons. Gene Ontology annotation, cellular component: ribosome; cytoplasm; nascent polypeptide-associated complex.
AUGGCCGAUAUCGAUGUCAAGAUUGCUCAAUGGAAGCUUGUUGAGGUUGGCCGUGUUCUGCUGAUCCGCAGCGGUCCUUACACCGGCAAGCUUGCUGCCAUUGUCGAGAUCAUCGACCACAAGCGUGUCCUGGUUGACGGUCCUUCCACCGAGGAGAACAAGAUCGUUCCCCGUCACGCCCUUCCUCUCGCUCACGCCACUCUCACCCCCUUCGUCAUUCCCAAACUCCCCCGCGCUGCCGGCACUGGCCCCGUCAAGAAGCUCUGGGAGAAGAACGAGAUCGAUGGAAAGUGGGCUAAGAGCACCAUUGCUCAGAAGACUGAGCGCGCUGAGCGGAGGAAGAACCUGACCGACUUCGAGCGCUUCAAGGUCCUCAGACUCAGAAAGCAGGCUCGCUACGAGGUCCAGAAGGCUCACGCCAAGACCGCAAAAAUGGCUGAUCCCCGUGUUGAAGAGCUCCCUGAUGAGGAGGUUCCCAAGGCCAACGUUGAGGACGCUGGCAGCGACUCUGAGUCCGAGGCUGGUGAGGAGUCCAGCAUCCCCGCUGGCGCCGCCGUCACCAUCCACUCCCGUAACGAGAAGAAGGCCAGAAAGGCCAUUGGCAAGCUCGGCCUGAAGCACGUUCCCGGCAUCACUCGUGUUACCCUCCGCAGACCCAAGAACAUCCUCUUCGUCAUCAACCAGCCCGAUGUCUACCGCUCUCCCUCCAGCAACACCUGGAUCAUCUUCGGUGAGGCCAAGAUCGAGGACUUGAACUCCCAGGCUCAGGCCUCCGCUGCCCAGCAGCUGGCUGCCGCUGAGGCCGCCGCUGGCGAGCACGCCGGGCAAGGCCCCGAGACCGAGGCCAAGAAGGAGGAGGAAGAGGAUGAUGGUGAGGAGGUCGAUGAGACUGGCCUCGAGGCCAAGGACAUCGAGCUCGUCAUGGCUCAGGCUAAUGUGUCACGCAAGAAGGCCGUCAAGGCCCUGCGCGAGAACGACAACGAUAUCGUCAACUCCAUCAUGGCGCUCAGCAUAUAA